AUGGGAACCAACAUGAGCAACACCACCACCACCACCACCACGAACGACAGCAGUGACAGCAGCGACAACUCGGCACCUCCAACACAGCCGACGUCCAGGGGACCCGUCACGGAUAGAACCAAGGUCAACUACGUUCCUCAGAGCAACGACCCGUCGUCGUUCCAGUACUAUCCAGACGAUCCGGAGAACCCGGUCAAUAAGUACAAGUUCGCGCUCAAGGGCGAUAGUCAGUAUUACGAUCCCUGCGAGGAGUCUUCCAAGCUCAGCUUUCAGUGCCUCGAGCGCAACGGCUACGACCGGACUAAGUGCCAGGACUACUUCGAUGCGUACCGCGAGUGCAAGAAGCAAUGGCUCACAGCCAGGCGGAACAACAGGCAGCAGUGGGAGUGA
Messenger RNA from Saccharomyces eubayanus, 390 nucleotides. RefSeq names its product Cox23p (gene COX23). The record is from RefSeq and is a predicted model, not a curated record. Bases 1 to 390 code for a protein of 129 amino acids. Lineage: Eukaryota; Fungi; Ascomycota; Saccharomycetes; Saccharomycetales; Saccharomycetaceae. The transcript has a single exon.